Centruroides sculpturatus (bark scorpion) is the source of this 1492-nucleotide messenger RNA. RefSeq lists its product as uncharacterized. The record is from RefSeq and is a predicted model, not a curated record. The transcript has 5 exons. Bases 483 to 884 code for a protein of 133 amino acids. Lineage: Eukaryota; Metazoa; Arthropoda; Arachnida; Scorpiones; Buthidae.
UAAAGAGAAACAGAGGCAGCAACGAUGGUUACUUUAUAAUCGUGUUACGCCUGGUUUACUGUAAAAGUUAAUAAUUAUGCGUGACGUAAUCGAAGAAGUAUCAAAUAAGCGAGUGCGUAUUAUUAUCAAACGACAAUUAUAAGAGAAUUAAAUUCUUAAUAUUAUUACGUAAUUUAAAAAUGAACGAAUAAGAGAGACCGAUCGAUGAUCCUCGAUAAAAACAGACGAACUUUUCAAUCGUCUGCCAUCAAAAUUCGUCGUUCGAAAUCCCAAAAUUUGAUAAAAAUGUGAAGAAAGAAAUGGGAUUUAAUUAUUUAUUUCGAUUAAAAUGAAAGAUUUUGGAUUAAAUUUAGUCAGUGUUAGAAUCAAAAUGAGAAUACAACAAGAAAAUAUACGCCGACAAAGAAGACAUGAGAUACACAGAAAAAGAAGACCAAAUUUAAUCCUUGAAGAAGCAGAAUGGAUGCAAAUUAGCUGUAUAGAUGUCAGUUGGAAGAUUUAUACAAAUAAUUGAAAUGAUGAAUUCAUCUAACAUUGAUGUAAAUGUUUUAAGAGUUAUAAAAAGAAAUCUUGAAAGAGGUGAAAAAUAUAUCCAAGCCUUUAUGAGUAUCGAGGGAUCACUACAUAUGCUAAAAGAAUUUCUGAUUGGACCAGAUGUUGAGAAAUUGCUGGAAGCUAUUGGUUGUUGUACUAAUCUUUGUUUUUCUUCUCAUGAAGUGACAGUGAAAGUAAUUAACAAAAUUGCACCAUAUCUGAUAACAUUCUUAAAUGGAAGUAAUAUUAUUGUUCAAAGUGAAAUGUUAAGAGCACAAGUUAAAGAAGUAGAUAAAAAUACCCUACAACAUGCCCUCAACAGGGUUCGGAAAAGGGGUAUUUUGAAUUAAUUGUUAUCCCAGAGAAUGUACAGUACAUGAGCCAAACGAACUAAAAGCAGAUGUGGAAACUGCCAUUAUGUUUGCUGUAGAUCGGGAAAGGAGAAAAGAUCCUAAUUAUAGGCCACCAGCUCCACCCCAGAUGCAUAUAGCUAAACACAGCUGUCCGUAUCGACUUCCAUUACCUGACAUGUUGCUUGUCUUACUAUGUGUCAACAGCAGUUUCCCUCACCUUCACAUCCAGCUGUGCGCUUUCCCCAACCUUCAUAGCUCAUUCCAUUUGACCAAGCUAUGUGUCAGCAUGGAGAGGAAUAUCUACAUCACUGUGUGAGGAACAUCUAGGGAGAAGAGCUUCAAAAUUGGGUGCUAGAGCUUCAAAAUUGGGUGCUGGAGCUUCAACAUAGGGUGCUGGAGCUUCAACAUUGGGUGCUGGAGCUUCAACAUCGGGUGCUGGAGCUUCAACAUCGGGUGCUGGAGCUUCAACAUUGGGUAACAGAGCUUCUGACAAUCAGUUAACUAAAGCAACCGUAAGUAUACGGUAUUUUAAAAAAUGUGUUAUUUACUUGUAAAUAAUGUUUCAAAAUAAAAAAUUUAAAAAAUUUUUAUUAUUUUUCAUCAAA